AUGGCCAUAGUUGACGCCGCAAUCAACCAUCCGCUGGCGCUAUCGGCAGAAAACGUGGUCGCGGUCGACCCGAUCGCGGUCUCGCAGAAGACACCGUCGACAGAGCCAGAGGAUAUCCUGCAGGACGACGACCGGGUCAGAAGUUCGGCCAGGAACGAUUCUUGGCCGUCAGAACCGGAAACUGGGACAGAGGACAGCAAGCCGCAAGCAAAUAAGGGACGCCGCCGCUUCACGUUCUGGUGCAGGACAAUGCGGUUUGUCGGCCGUAUGUUUUGUUGCGGCGCCUAA
This is a messenger RNA of Macrosiphum euphorbiae (potato aphid), 288 nucleotides long. NCBI's taxonomy places the organism in Eukaryota, Metazoa, Arthropoda, Insecta, Hemiptera, Aphididae. The record is from the annotation of a GenBank genome assembly.